This is a messenger RNA of Aplysia californica (California sea hare), 1005 nucleotides long. RefSeq names its product MOXD1 homolog 1. The transcript is spliced from 6 exons. The record is from RefSeq and is a predicted model, not a curated record. Lineage: Eukaryota; Metazoa; Mollusca; Gastropoda; Aplysiida; Aplysiidae. The coding region runs from base 1 to 933 and encodes 310 amino acids. Gene Ontology annotation, molecular function: dopamine beta-monooxygenase activity.
AUGACUGACUACCGUGACUCCAGCGGCCUGCGACUCUACUAUAGGCCUGCCCUGCCACAGGUUCAGGAUCUGAGAUUUACAAUCAGUCAUCUAUCGUCAGGUGAGAGCCGCGUGGAGCAGGUCGGGACUUGUCCGGGGACCUGUACAUUCGGGCUCAUCUCCAAGCCCGCCUACGUCAUCAGUGUGUACAACCACAUGCACUAUCUAGGGCGAGCAAUGAAAGUGGAACUCUUCAGAAACGGAAAAAUGAUCAGUGAGCUGUCUAACGAUGAGUUCUAUAGCUACGACAGCCCUGUAGAAUAUGACCACAAGCCCCCGGUUCAAAUCCUGCCUGGGGACGAGAUCAAGACAACGUGUGUGUUCAACUCUCUCUCCUCUGACCGCUGGGUCUACUAUGGCGACGGCACCAACGACGAGAUGUGUUAUGGCUUCUUGACCAUAUACCCCAGGGACGCUGUGCCUUUUACCACGUCCUGUGUAAGCUUUGGUCCUGCGUCCACCUGUGAGAUGUUCGGCCCACAAAAGCAGCCCAUCAACGGUUGUGACUGGAACGCCUUCACGGACGAGAGUCACCCAGAGACGGCCAGACUGUGGCAGGACCUGGAGAAGAACUGUAACCUGGACGGAUUCUGCAGACCUGAAUGCCGAAAAAUUACAGACGAGCUGAAGAAACACCCAUGCAUGCAAGGGGAGGUCGCCGAUCUCGUGAACUUUAGGCUGGCGAGGAAUCACGAGGGGUCAAAGUUCCUUGGACGAGUCCACUCUUGCCCCACGAUGGACCAGAACCCCGGGGACGUAAACUGCAGCAGUCACUGCUCAGACGUCUGCCCUGGUAACGUCAGAGACAACGCCCCCGGAAGUGCUGCCAUGUUUUGGCUAGUUACGUUAUCAUUCGUCCUGGUCCAAACAAUUAAUGUCUUUUCAUGUUAUUGAUCUAUGGUUUGGAACCAUCAAAUCAUGGGGGAAAAUACUUUCUAUAUUUUUAUACUGCUUUCUAUUCAAUAA